Molecule: messenger RNA, 1724 nt
Organism: Klebsormidium nitens
Lineage: Eukaryota; Viridiplantae; Streptophyta; Klebsormidiophyceae; Klebsormidiales; Klebsormidiaceae
Source: the annotation of a GenBank genome assembly
CCAAAAGAGAGUGCCAAAUAAUCAUCAAGAAAAGGCACUUGCAAGUACGUCUGUGAUCUUGUGACCAGCUUAAGUAUCCGUUGCACUUGGAGGCAUUGUAAUUGGUGGUGCACUUUUGUCCAUAACAUCGUAUCAUUCUGAAGUCAGCAUUUGCACUUAGAAAGCGGCGGCAAGUGCAAUUCAACUUCUAGAGGUUGAACAACGGAGUUGACGACAUAGCCUGGACAGGGUUGAGCAAAAUCAACCAGGGGGCUUAUUAUGGUGGAAUCCAGCCCCCCUGGUGCGGAGAAGUUGGCAGAGUUCUUCCAGAGCACAGACCGCCAGAUCACACCAGAACUGACGGAGAUACUGGAGGUAGUGGCGACCACCGGAAAAGUCUGGCAUAACUGGGAGCCCCUGAGGGCGCUCCUUGCAGUGCGAAUGGACUCCGUGCUGGAGACGUAUAACAAGAGCAGGUUGGCAGUGGAUGUUGGGCCUCCACGACCGCUCUUAGGCGGGGAAUCGUUUGAGGGGCUGCAGGGACGCUUGCACGCACUGCUGGACGCGAUCACGGGCCCUCCGUUCACCAUCCAACGGCUGUGCGAAGUCCUGUUGUGGCCGCAUGAGACGUACACGUCAAUUGACAAACUCGCUUUGGCACUUGAAAAGCUGCUGAUGGUUACCCAGACGAUCCCCCUUUCUUCGGACGCGUACCCCCCCCUCCCGCUGCCCCCUCACCAGCCCCCCCCUCCGAGGAGACCCAACCCCCAACCCAUGCAGCCCCGCCUUUCCUUUGGCCAUCAACCGCACCCAGAAGCGAACCCCGACCAAAUCGAAGAACACGAGCUGAAUCUGCACCAAAACCACCAAUUGCAUCCGCACGGGGGAAAUCACCGAGGGGCGGAAGCGGAAACCGGCGGAAAAGCGGUGCCGAGCUUCCUCGAGGCGGACGGUACGCACCGGGAGGGGCCGGGGGAUCCCCCCGGGCACCUUGCAAAGUACUUUGACGGCGCGGGGGGCGAAAGGCGACCGGCGUUUCACGGCGCGAGUGGUCCGUUGCUCGAGAUGGGGACGACCGAGGGGGCGAGGAAACGGAGCUUCGAGGAGAGUUUAGGACAGGGGGAGGUGUUCCCGGGCCAAGCGGAAGCGAUCGAGGCGGUGCGCGAGGGGGGUUUCCACGUGGCCCAUCGUGCGGUCCUCGGAGAUGACGUCAGCCGGGCGCUAGCUGAGACGGGCUCGUUACCGAGCAACGCCCGCGAACCGAGCGACUUCGAAGCGCGUCCCACCGGCCCACAUGGCAAUGCUGUCGUCAGCAUGGACGAGGAAUCCCCCGUGGACGUCGUCGCGCUCCCCGCCGCUGAUGUAUUCGCGGCGUUGCCGGAGCCGUCGAUAGAGCCGAUGACACCGCCCGCAAUAAAAGACGUCCUGCGGGUAAGGAGUACUGUAGAGAUGGCAGUUGUGAAUGUGGAUAGAAGUAGUAAAGAAGGUCUCGUCCAGGAGGAAGUCUCACAACCCGUUGACUCGCAUGAGGCUUCGGCAAAUCGGGCAACGUCGGAAAUGGAUGGCACCAUAGAGCAUACGGGUAGUUGACUUUGACGGUGAUCGGAAAGUUGAACCUUGGAGGAACGAGGGCACAAUACUGUUAUCCGGUUCUGCCUAAGAUUUGCGGAGCAUUAAGUCAAUAAUUUCAUGAGCUGCGAUUGUCACCUGAGACUCCCUGCAAAGUGUUCCAAGUUCGAUCUCAA